Molecule: messenger RNA, 1245 nt
Organism: Rhodotorula toruloides NP11
Lineage: Eukaryota; Fungi; Basidiomycota; Microbotryomycetes; Sporidiobolales; Sporidiobolaceae
Product: alpha-methylacyl-CoA racemase
Exons: 8
Coding region: 1-1245 (414 amino acids)
Molecular function (GO): catalytic activity
Source: RefSeq, a predicted model, not a curated record
AUGGCUGCUGAAGGACUGCGACCGCUUGCCGGCAUCAGGGUGCUCGAGCUUGCAGGCCUCGCUCCGGCGCCAUUCGCAGGUCUCGUCCUCGCCGACUAUGGCGCCGACGUUGUUCGCGUCGACCGGCAGGGCACGUCCUUCAAUGUCGACACGCUCACACGAGGAAAACGCUCGCUUGCCGUCUCGCUCAAAUCGCCGCAAGGUAUCUCCCUCCUUCGCACGCUUCUCGCUCCACCUUCGAGCACCGAGGACUGGCGAGCAGACAUCUUGAUCGACCCAUUCCGGCCGGGCGUGCUCGAAAGGCUUGGGCUCGACCCGAAGGACCUGCUGGAGAAGAAUCCGCGGCUAAUUGUCGCUCGCUUGACUGGCUUCCGGCGUGAAGGCCCGUAUGCUAAGAUGGCUGGCCACGAUAUCAACUACCUCGCCUUGUCAGGCGUCCUCCCGAUGCUCGGCAGGAAGGGCGACAAGCCUUACUUCCCCGCCAACUUGCUUGCCGACUUUGCUGGAGGCGGAAUGAUGGCCGUCUUGGGCAUUCUGGCGGCGCUCAUCGAGCGCACGAAGAGCGGCAAGGGCCAGAUCGUCGAGAUUGACAUGGUCACCGGCACUCGCUACGCUUCCAUCUUCCCCUUGACAAUGGCCCGCCCAAGUCUCGGUCUGCCCAUGUGGUCCGAACCUCGCGGCGAGAACAUUCUCGAUGGCGGAGCGCCGUGGUACGACGUGUACGAGUGCAAGGACGGGCAGUACAUGAGCCUCGGACCGAUCGAGAAUCACUUCUACGCCGAAUUCCUCGACAUUCUCAUCAAGAACGUCCCUCCUUCCCUCCUUCCCUCUCCCCACCCGACCGCGUCCACCCAGCUCGACCGCUCCACCUGGCCCUCACUGGUCUCCUUCUUCACCGCCGGCUUCCGCACCAAAACCCGCGACGAAUGGUCUCGCAUCUUCCUCGGCACCGACGCAUGCUGCGUGCCCGUCUUGAAUCGCCAGGAGGUGGAUUCCGAGGGUCGAGGACCGGAUGAACCGGAUCGUCAGUUGGGUGAGGAGGAGGCUGAGGAUGGUGGAGGCUUGCCGACGCCUACGCCGAGACUGAGCAGGACGCCUGCGAGGGCGGGAGAGGCGGAAGAGGCGUUCCUUGAGCCGGGGAGGGAUACAGUGGAGAUUCUGCAAGCGGCGGGACUCGGCGCGAAGGUCGAGAAGCUCGUCAAGGCCGGGGCUGUGGGUGCGGGAGAGUCUCGCUCGAAACUGUAA